GCCGACCUUACUAGGUGAAGGCACCCUUAACAAUAGAUACAAUUCUAAGUAAGAAGAAGAAUAGUGAGGUUAGAAUUCCUAUACUUGAAAAAUCUUGAAAGUUGAAUAAAUAAAAGUUUAAUUUCAUUACUGACUUAUUUAUACAUGCAAUGAUUUCUACAACAAGAACCCUGUAUAGAGUAGUUGUGAAGCCAAAUUUCCUUAGUAAUGCCGCCAGAAAUAUAUCAAUCAGACACAAAUCCUACACUCCGGUAAAUACUGUUGUUAUGUUUGUACCCCAACAAGAGGCAUGGGUAGUAGAACGUAUGGGUAAAUUUCAUCGUAUACUCGAGCCAGGAUUGAACGUACUGAUUCCCAUAGUAGAUAGAGUCAAAUACGUGCAAAGCCUUAAGGAAAUCGCUGUAGAUAUUCCCAAACAAAGUGCUAUUACAUCAGAUAACGUCACUUUAAACAUCGAUGGUGUGUUGUAUUUGAGAAUCAUUGAUCCCUAUCUAGCCAGCUACGGAGUCGAAGAUCCUGAAUUCGCCAUAACUCAACUAGCCCAAACCACCAUGAGAUCUGAAUUGGGAAAAAUAUCGCUAGAUAAAGUGUUCCGCGAACGAGAAAACCUCAACGUUUCGAUUGUCGAUUCGAUCAACAAAGCAAGCGAAGCCUGGGGUAUGACUUGCUUGCGUUACGAAAUAAGAGACAUCAAGCUGCCUCCGAGGGUACAAGAAGCCAUGCAAAUGCAAGUGGAAGCCGAGAGGAAAAAACGAGCCGCCAUUUUAGAAUCUGAGGGAGUCAGAGAGGCGGAUAUAAACGUUGCGGAAGGUAAAAGGAAGGCUCGUAUAUUAGCUUCGGAAGCCGAAAGGCAAGAGCAAAUCAACAAAGCUGCUGGAGAAGCUGCAGCUAUUUUGGCUGUAGCCGAGGCCCGAUCAGGAGGAUUGAAAUUAGUGGCUGAAGCAUUGAAGAAGGAUUUGGGACCUAAUGCUGCUUCAUUGAGUAUAGCUGAACAGUAUGUUAAUGCCUUCAACAAAUUAGCUCGGACGAAUAAUACUUUAAUAUUGCCUGCCAAUACUGGAGAUGUUAGCGGAUUAGUUGCACAAGCAAUGAGUAUUUAUCCUUCAUUAAUAAAUUCACAAGAUUUAUCCCAUAACAAUAAUAAAUCAAAUAAUGCAAUGACUAUUUAUUCAACUAUAACGAAAUCCCAAGAACUGCAGAAAAGUGAAUCGCCCGAGCCUAAUCCGAAUGAUAGUUUUCCAGAGUAUUUCAGCGACGAGGAAAUGAAACCAACAAGACGUCCUGAUGUGUUCCAUGUAGACCCAUUGAAAAAAGUUAAAUAAAAAUCGUUUUUCCAUUAAUUUUGACUUAUAAAUACACACAUAAAUGCAAAAUUGUUUGCAAUAUAAUUAAAUCUAUAAGUUAAACAAAGAAAGGUAAUAAAAAUAACAGUGGUUAGAGAGAGAAAAUUACAAUCCCAUAAUAUAACUCUUUCCUUUAUAAGAGACUAAUGGAUGUUGUCUUUGUUGCACCCAUAGCCUAUAUUGCAAACAACUUUGCAUCUACUUGUAUACAUAG
Messenger RNA from Phyllotreta striolata, 1557 nucleotides. Lineage: Eukaryota; Metazoa; Arthropoda; Insecta; Coleoptera; Chrysomelidae. The record is from the annotation of a GenBank genome assembly.